CUAACACCGCUUACCAGCCAUUCCGACUCCUCGCCGCCCAAGGUUUCCACGCCACAACACGCGCACAUGUCUGCCACGGAUCCGACUGGCGCCAGUGCCACCACGCACGUGCCCACCUCCACCGAUGCUCCUCAGCGCGAGCGUGCACCUCGCCCACAAAUGAUGCCACCUCCUGGCAAAGUGAAAGGGUACAGAGCGGUUUGGGAUCCAGAAUUGGAUAAUAAGCUCAGCAAAGAAGAGCGCAAGCGUGCGACAUUCAGAAAGAAAGAUUUCGGAGCAGAGACAUACGAACCGGACCCGCCACCGGAUCCUCGAUUGGCUAUACCCGGGUAUAUGUCAGGACAAUGUCGGCAGAAGACCACGCCCAGCAAGGCGAUUCUACGGCCUGCACCUUACACUCUACCUCCGUACAAGGUUGAUCGGUAUUCAAUUGGCCCAGGCGAGCCACAACAGGUAGUGGCAGUGGGCUUUGAUCCAUUCUUAUCAGAAUCCACGCUCAAGUUGAAUUUUGGCACAUUUGGCAGCAUUGCCAGUGUACAAAAUAAGACCGAUCCUGAAACUGGGAGCUUUCUCGGAAUCGCCUUGAUUAAGUAUCGAGAUUCUAUUCGCGACGGCGAGGAGAUAUCCGCGGUCAAUGCGGCGAAAAGAGCGGAGGUGGAAUUUAAUGGUGCGAGGAUUGGAGUUCACACAAUCAAAGUCGAGCUCGAUCGCGAAGGCCGACGAUGCAAGCGACAUGUUGAUCAUGUGCUUAAGAAGGCAAAAGAGGAACGAGCAAAGUAUGCGCCGCAGCCACCUGGGCCACCCGAGACACCGACCGAUGCGAAAGACUCGCCCGCACCACCACCGAAUGCACCCAAAGGCCCAUCAGCCAAGCCUGCCGGAAAAGCUGCAGCAGCAAAGGCAGCGGGCAAGCCGGUCCGUGGUGUACCAGGAGCUGCGACAGCGACACCAGCACCUGAGACGGCCGCAAACCCAAAAACUGGUGCCGCAGCUUUGGUGGAAGACGAGCCGAUCCUGAGCAAGAUCAAGCGGAAGCCGUACAUCCACAUCCCGCACGCUUCAGUCCCUGUCCUGGGCACAACCAUCCCACAUCUGAAGAAGCGAUUAAAGGCAUACGAUUGGCGGGAGGUGAGACUGGACGUCACAGGCUACUAUGUCAUUUUCGAAGACUCCAAGCGAGGAGAAGACGAGACCGAGCGGUGCUACAACGAGUGCAAUAAGCAGGCUCUCUUCACCUAUAAGAUGGGAAUGGAGUGCCAGAAAUACGGCAACCCCGAUUACGAGCGAAGUCCAAGUCCGGAACGUGCCAUGGCCGAGAAGCAGAAGCAGGAAGAAUUUGAGCGACUACAAAAGGAAGACGCGGAGGAUCUUGAAAUCGAGAAGAAGAGCAGGGCUGAAAACCUCGACCCAGUGCUGGGUGCGCUUGACCAGCUUCGAAUUGAGCUCCGUGACAGAAUUCUGGGCGACAUCAAGACGAGGAUUGCGAUACCAAUAUUUCACGACAGCCUGGACCCAACGCGACAUGUGGCCAAGAGGAGGAAGUUGGGUCUGCCCGAUCCUUCGGACAAAGAGAACAAAGGUUCGUCACUUUUGUUUGCCAAAGCAGGGGACGCUCCACCCGACACACCCAAGAACCGACGCGGAUAUCCAUUGUCUCACUCAAAGAAACCUCUCCGACCUCAUGAUCCCCAUAACCAGCGCGGCCGUAAAGGUGGUCGAGAACGAGAACCGAGCAAUGCCUUUGUCGACGAACGUAGACGCAAGCCGCCCCCGAGGCCAACGCACGCACGAGGCUUGCAUUUCCGAUUGCAGCAAAUGUACGCCGAAGAGGAGGACUCAGACGAUGAGCGCCAGACCUCUGUUACCGGUCGGGAUACGGAUGAACAAGAGAGUCGCCCACUCAGUCGUGCGAGCCGGAACUCGACGCCAUUCGACUCGGAAUCGGUCAUGGACACGCCUAAGCAUAAGCGGAGGAAAGUCACGGACUGGGAGGAUGAUGAGAAGGAGACGUUUGAAGCUUUCCACAAGGAAAUGCUCGGUCACCUCUUGCAUAAGGAGCCUGAGGAUCUUGCGACUCGAGAACUCGAGCUGGUUGUGAAUACCUUGCCCCGUUCCUCCAGGUAUGCGACCCGCGCCAGGACCGAGCUCUUUAUCCGACAACGGUCCAAAGCGGACGACGAUCUCUUUCAGGUCAGGCUUGACAGGAAGGAUGUCGAUGAGGAAUCGGUCCUCGCCAGCAAAGAGCAAGCAGAUACACCGGCUGUGGAAUUGGAUGCCAAGGUUGUCAAAGAGAAGGCCAAGAGGAAGCGCAAGACCAAGAAACAACUUCUGGAAGAGCAAGAGGCCCUCAAAGCGGAAGCCAAAAAGGCCAAAGAGGAGAGCAAACCGAUUGCCGCCGCCGAGACGGUCACCAAGAUCGAACAGAAAGAGCUUGAAAUCGAGGCCGUGGUUGAAGCCGAGGCACAGGAUAAGGAUGUUUCGCUUCAUCUCACAUUCGACAAACCACGGCGAACUGUUGAGGAGGAUCGCUCCAUUAUUCUCGACAUCGAUGGGUGGCAGCAGUUCAUCAAGGAUGAAGAGGACAUGGCCUUCGCGCGAAAAGCACUCGCCGAGCAACCCGCUUAUGAUAUCGGUGAUGUCAAGCUUUGGGCCUGGAAGCAGAAGGAAAUCAAGGCUCUCAACAGUGGUGGUAUUCCGGGUCAAGCACAGCCCGAGCCUCUCAUCUCUGGAUACUACGUUCCCAACCCGACCGGCUGUGCUCGUACAGAGGGUUUCAAGAAGAUUUUGAACGAGGAGAAGUCUAAGUACCUUCCCCAUCGCAUCAAGGUCCAACGGGCACGCGAAGAGCGUCAAGCUCAAGCGACAUCGAAUCCGACCGCCGCCGCCGAAGCCGCCAAGAUUAAAGAAGCGGAGAAGAUUGCCAGCACUGCAACCUCUCGUAGCAACCGUGUCAAUAAUCGCCGCUUGGUGAACGACAUCAACCUCCAAAAGCAAACCCUCGCCACCGCCAACUCGGACGCCGACGUCGCCAUCCGCUUCAACCAGCUCAAGAAACGCAAAAAGCUCGUCAAAUUCGACCGAUCCGCCAUCCACGGAUGGGGUCUCUACGCCGAAGAGAACAUCGCCGUCAACGACCUCAUCAUCGAGUACGUCGGCGAGAAAGUGCGUCAGAAGAUCGCCGACCUCCGCGAGAUCCGCUACGAGAAGCAAGGCGUUGGGUCCUCCUAUCUCUUCCGAAUGAUCGACGACGAGAUUGUGGAUGCUACCAAGAAGGGUGGUAUCGCGCGCUUCAUCAAUCAUUCUUGCAGCCCGAACUGUACCGCCAAGAUCAUCAAGGUCGAGGGAACGCCCAGGAUUGUGAUUUAUGCGUUGAAGGAUAUUGGGAAGAACGAUGAACUCACUUACGACUACAAAUUCGAGCGAGAAAUGGAUUCGACGGAUCGGAUCCCUUGUCUCUGUGGCUCGGCGAAUUGCAAGGGGUUCUUGAAUUGA
Zymoseptoria tritici IPO323 is the source of this 3492-nucleotide messenger RNA. RefSeq names its product histone methyltransferase. The record is from RefSeq and is a predicted model, not a curated record. The annotation marks the transcript as partial. Gene Ontology annotation, molecular function: RNA binding; histone H3K4 methyltransferase activity; protein binding. Lineage: Eukaryota; Fungi; Ascomycota; Dothideomycetes; Mycosphaerellales; Mycosphaerellaceae. The transcript is spliced from 3 exons. Gene Ontology annotation, cellular component: Set1C/COMPASS complex.